Molecule: messenger RNA, 2024 nt
Organism: Cercocebus atys (sooty mangabey)
Lineage: Eukaryota; Metazoa; Chordata; Mammalia; Primates; Cercopithecidae
Gene: WNT6
Product: wingless-type MMTV integration site family, member 6
Exons: 5
Coding region: 178-1275 (365 amino acids)
Biological process (GO): neuron differentiation; cell fate commitment; canonical Wnt signaling pathway
Cellular component (GO): extracellular region
Molecular function (GO): frizzled binding; cytokine activity
Source: RefSeq, a predicted model, not a curated record
CGCCUCCGCCGCGCCCUCCUAGCCCGGGAUGGGCCCCCCCGCCGCCGCCGGAGCCCUCGCCUCCCGGCCGCCGCGGUUGAGCUCGCCGCGCUCGCCCUGAAGCCCGGGCCCUCGCGCGCAGCGGUUCGCUCCGCAGCCUCGCCCCCUGCCCACCCCGGCGGCCGUAGGGCGGUCACGAUGCUGCCGCCCGCGCCCUCCCGCCUCGGGCUGCUGCUGCUGCUGCUCCUGUGCCCAGCGCACGUCGGCGGACUGUGGUGGGCUGUGGGCAGCCCCUUGGUUAUGGACCCUAUCAGCAUCUGCAGGAAGGCACGGCGGCUGGCGGGGAGGCAGGCCGAGUUGUGCCAGGCUGAGCCGGAAGUAGUGGCAGAGCUAGCCCGGGGCGCCCGGCUCGGGGUGCGAGAGUGCCAGUUCCAGUUCCGCUUCCGCCGCUGGAACUGCUCCAGCCACAGCAAGGCCUUUGGACGCAUCCUGCAGCAGGACAUUCGAGAGACGGCCUUCGUGUUCGCCAUCACCGCGGCGGGCGCCAGCCACGCCGUCACGCAGGCCUGUUCCAUGGGCGAGCUGCUGCAGUGCGGCUGCCAGGCGCCCCGCGGGCGGGCCCCUCCCCGGCCCUCCGGCCUGCCCGGCACCCCCGGACCCCCUGGCCCCGCGGGCUCCCCGGAAGGCAGCUCCGCCUGGGAGUGGGGAGGCUGCGGCGACGACGUGGACUUCGGGGACGAGAAGUCGAGGCUCUUUAUGGACGCGCGGCACAAGCGGGGACGCGGAGACAUCCGCGCGUUGGUGCAACUGCACAACAACGAGGCGGGCCGGCUGGCCGUGCGGAGCCACACGCGCACCGAAUGCAAAUGCCACGGGCUGUCGGGCUCGUGCGCGCUGCGAACCUGCUGGCAGAAGCUGCCCCCGUUUCGCGAAGUGGGCGCGCGGCUGCUGGAGCGCUUCCACGGCGCCUCACGCGUCAUGGGCACUAACGACGGCAAGGCCCUACUGCCCGCCGUCCGCACGCUCAAGCCGCCGGGCCGAGCGGACCUCCUCUACGCCGCUGAUUCGCCCGACUUCUGCGCCCCCAACCGACGCACCGGCUCCCCCGGCACUCGCGGCCGCGCCUGCAAUAGCAGCGCCCCGGACCUCAGUGGCUGCGACCUGCUGUGCUGCGGCCGCGGGCACCGCCAGGAGAGCGUGCAGCUCGAAGAGAACUGCCUGUGCCGUUUCCACUGGUGCUGCGUAGUGCAGUGCCACCGCUGCCGUGUGCGCAAGGAGCUCAGCCUCUGCCUCUGACCCGCCGCCCGGCACCUAGACUGACUUCGCGCAGCGGUGGCUCGCACCUCCGGGACCUCAGGGCACCGGCACCGGGCGCCGCUUGAGCCCAGCCUCUCCCUGCCAAAGCCCAACUCCCAUGCCUCUGGAAAUGGUGAGGCGACGGACUUGAGAGGAACACCCACCUACGAAGGCCCAGGGCGCCGGACGGCCCCGAAAAGGCACUCCGGGAGCGUUUAAAGGACACUGCACAGGCCCUCCCUACCCUUGGCCUCUAGGAGGAAACCAACAAGUCAGUCUAAAGGCCUCUGGAUACUGGGCUCCCCAGAACUGCUGGCCACGGGAUGGUGGGUGAGGGCCUGGAUCUGCAAGCCGGAGAAGAACUAGCAAUUCCUCUUUAAAGGGACAGGGGCAUCAGAAGCUUCCGAUGGUAUGCUCAGCUCUCAAACUCGUCCUUGUCUUAAUUUUUAGGGGAUUGUGUCUGUUUCUGUGACUCCUGGGGAAUUUCUGGGUAAACUUUUGGGGAUACCUAAGCCCAUGGGAUUAAAGCACUUUAUAAACUGUAGAAUGUGAUGAACACAUGUUAUUAGCUCCACCAGGUUUUGUUACCAUCAAAACUAACUUCACCCCCAUUCACAUUGAAAAGACUGCCCAGAACAGCAUUUCUAAUCACACUUAGAGGGAGAGGAAGCAAGUUUGUCCCAACAUUUCUCUUGGCACCCAGUAAUAUUUCCUUCCUUCUGGUUCCUCUUGGGAAGCUGAUGGUGAAA